Lobosporangium transversale is the source of this 1303-nucleotide messenger RNA. Its product is annotated as putative phosphatase-domain-containing protein. Bases 200 to 1018 code for a protein of 272 amino acids. The record is from RefSeq and is a predicted model, not a curated record. The transcript is spliced from 5 exons. Lineage: Eukaryota; Fungi; Mortierellomycota; Mortierellomycetes; Mortierellales; Mortierellaceae. Gene Ontology annotation, molecular function: phosphatase activity.
CUCUUGUUCUGCAGUAUGAGAUUAGGAUUCCUGUCAUAACUGUUUAUUACUCUCUCCUAAAAUACGGAUAUCAAACAUUCAGUCAGUGAAGACGCGUCCACACCGUCGAUUUUUAAGAUUUCAAGGUGUCAAAUUAUCUGAUUCUUCACUCUCUUUUAACAACUUCUUGACAAACAUCCAGCAUUUUCGUUUAUCAAAAAUGACACCCAUUGGACUGGCUUGCUUUGACUUUGACUGGACACUCAUUGAAACUGAUUCUGAUCGGUUUGUGAUGGAGGGAUUGUCACCUACACUUCGAGAACGACUCAAUCGUCCCACUAUGCAAUGGACAGAUCUUUUAAAUGCUUGUCUUCAGGAGUAUCACGAGCAAGGUGGGACGAAACAGGAUGUUAUCAAUGCAAUGAAGAAGGCUCCUAUGGACUCAAGCAUGAUUGAAGUCUGCAAGCUAUUGCACAGUCAUGGCUGGACAUUAGUGAUCCUCUCUGAUUCUAAUGCAGUCUAUAUUGAUGAGAUUCUCAAGCACCAUGAGAUCCGACAUUUGUUCAGUGCAGUCAUCACCAACCCUGCUCACUGGGAUGAGCAAGGUCGACUCCAUAUCCAGCGAUUGAUCCCUGUAGAUGCACCUCCACAUAGCUGCCCCACCGGUACAUGCAGUGUCAACAUUUGUAAAGGUCAAGAGUUGGAUCGGUUGAUGCAGAGCCUUGGACAAUUAACAGCGACGGAUCCAAUUGCACAGGCAGCCUCUAUUACAGCUACAUCGCUUGUAGGGGAGGAGCUAGAAGAUAAUUCAACACGUUCAUUGAGAAUGUUGUAUGUAGGAGAUGGUAGGAAUGAUUACUGCCCAGCACUUCGGAUGCGAAACAGCCAUGAUUUGUUUUUCGUACGUCGUGGUAGGACAUUAGAAUACCUGUUGACAGAGUUUCCAGCAACUCGUAGUGCGAUCCAAUCGAGAAUUGUACUCUGGGAUCAUCCAAGCCAAGUUUUAGAGGCACUACAGGCGGAGGAUCUGAAACUUUGAUUCGAGUUGUUUGAAAGAUAGAGACAGAGAGUCAACAGAUUUAUAUAUUUGUGCGUAUAAGAAGAAGCUCAAUGGUCAUCUAUGAAUAUAUAUAUGGUGUACUAUCUGUUUGCGGUCUAGAUAGAUCAUGAAUUAUAGUCAUUUCCUGCACUCUGACACUGGAGCCAUUUAGGUCGCCGUAAAUCCUAUUUCAGAUCCUUAACUUUUCACACAGGCAACCCGCAAUCUUGACAAAGACUUUGACACAGGUGCCUAUGUUUGGCCUUACACUUUAGUAAACAGUGC